CUUUUGUUAAUUCUAAAGAAAUAUGCAGAUGUAAAUACAAUUGGAAUCCUUAUCAAGAUUGUUGUUAUAGAGAACUUGAAGAAAUAAAAGAAAACAAAUUUUCAGAUUUGGAAUUAUAUCAAAUGAUGUUGUUUAGU
Racocetra persica is the source of this 137-nucleotide messenger RNA. Lineage: Eukaryota; Fungi; Glomeromycota; Glomeromycetes; Diversisporales; Gigasporaceae. The record is from the annotation of a GenBank genome assembly.